GUGUUUUAGUAUCAUAACCCUCUGACUGCAAUACAAAUAAGCAGCUCAUUCGUCUAGGUAAAACUGAGACAUUGAAACUUGUUACUACAUCAUGAAACGCGGAAUUCCCCAGUUUCUAGGCCCAUUUUUUUUGGUGCUGCUAGCUUUAGCAAUCGUCGAGUUCAAUGGCAACUUUGCAGCGGAGAUUGUAAAUGUGAGGGAAAUGAAAGUUGAACACAGGUCGGAUGACUUUGAAAGCCUAAGAACAGAGACACGUGAUCAUCACCAUGGACAUGGACAUAGCAAUGGUUUUUUCCCAUCAAAAUCACAUAAUAAACCAAAAAAACCUAAAUCGAGUUACGGAACACCAAGACCUCAAUACGGAGCACCCACCAAGUCUUACUAUUCGCCCCCAAAAGGAAACUAUGAAAGUUCAUCUUAUAGCAAACCAUCUCCAGCCUACAACCCCCCGCCUUACCGUCCUCCAGUCUAUUCUUCUCCCAGUUACAGUCCUCCUAGUUACAAUCCUCCAGCAUAUGUUCCUGCAUACACAGAACAAGUUCCAGCUUACCAACCACCAGCUUAUUCUCCUCCAGCUCCAGCGUAUAGCCAACCCUCUUAUCCUUUGCCGUCAGAGCCUGAAUACCCAGGUUACAAAGUCGCCCCGGAAUCAUUUAAGGGUGUCGAUAAGGCAGUCUCUAAUUAUGAUGAUUUUCCAACUUUUGACGAAUUCUUUAAAAAAAGCUUAAAAUUUGAUCAGUUUAAAAUCUGAGUAUGUUAGAAUGUUCCCAGCGCACAUGAUAGCAUAUUUAACUUUGCAGUUUUCACUUCAACUUCUUCAACAUUUCAUUUUGUUAAAACAUGUUAUCCGAGCUAAUCCGUUUCCGCACCGCAACAUUUUCACAUUUGUCGUUAAUUUCACCCGUAUUUCAAAAAAUUAUCUGUACAUUGUUGUUUAUUGAAUAAACAUGUGUACACCAA
Messenger RNA from Daphnia pulex (common water flea), 960 nucleotides. RefSeq names its product DNA-directed RNA polymerase II subunit RPB1-like. NCBI's taxonomy places the organism in Eukaryota, Metazoa, Arthropoda, Branchiopoda, Diplostraca, Daphniidae. Bases 92 to 751 code for a protein of 219 amino acids. The transcript has 2 exons. The record is from RefSeq and is a predicted model, not a curated record.